AAGGAGAGGGAAGGGAGAGAAAAUAAAGAGAGAGAAAGAGAGAGAGAGAAGGGGGGGAGGGGGCGAGGCGAACGAAAAACAAUUGACUUCUUUUCCUUGUAGAGGUAAAAAUAUAUACAGUGGAAAAGUACAAGAUGUUCCAGUAUUUAUAUUUUUAACUCUGCAAGUAGAGGGGGGGAGAGGGGGAUGGGAGGAUGAAAUGGAAGGAGUAGAGCGUGGAAUGGUGGAGGAGAGGGGGGAGGGAAUGCAACGGAGCUGAAGUAAAUGAAAAAUAAUUCACAAUUCUUUCCCUUUCAGUGGUGAAAUUAAAGAGACCAAGAAAACGAAAACAAGUAUCAAAGGUAUGUAAAGAUCAUUUCUACUUGAGAGAUAAAUUUUCCUAGAGGGUGAGUCAUUUCAGUUACAAUGAAUCAGGCUCAGUGGGAUCAUUUUGACAGCAAACCAUAAGAAAAUUUAGGGUUAGAAUUGGAUUUGUAUCAUUUCGCAGAUGAAACCAAGAACAGCAAGUUGGAGGAAGAGAGCAAUGAUGGGCAAGAGGUUAAAGCCGAGCUUACCGAGGACGUUAAAUCGUUUGUGGUUACUAAAGAAGAUGAGAAUGUAGAGGAAGACUUUUGGGAAGACAUCACCUCCCCUAAGAUUCAUGUAAAGGUAACAGCCAUUCAAGAAGCGAACAUCACAAGAAUAGAACUAAAGAAGUAAAUUAGGAAGCCUUUGAACAUGACCAGUGGCUGGACGUCACCUAAGGAGAAUCUUGGGCUGAUAUUGUCUCAAGGGAGAUUCCUCUGGAGGAUCGAUAUUAUUGUGUUUGAGAUGGCGAGAAAUCUCCAGUGGUCGGAUCAGGUCGAUGCAGAAUAUGAAAAGACACAGAUUCGACAAACUAGCGAACAAAUUCACUCUGUUGAGAAUCAUGUCGAGAAAGUUUCUCAAGAUACCGAAAUGAAAGAAAUGGAAACUGCAGAAGUCCAGGAGAGGUGUGAGGACAACAAAUUAGUUGCUAAGGAGAUAAAGGUGCUCCGCCUUACUUGGGAAGAGCUUCUCUUAGCAGAGAAACACAUGGAAUCGGUUUUCGUGGAAGGUUUGAGUUCAGAUCAUAUCAAAUCAACAAGACCAAGUUUGGCUCAAGAAGAUCCCGCAGGUAAGUGCGAUUCAACCAAGGGGAAGGGAAACUACUGCAUUAAUUAAUUUAGAUAGUAUGAAGCAAACAAAACAACGAGAAUCAUUCCAUACAGAAGGAUAUACAUUUCCUUCAUAGCAAUUACCACCAUUAUUGACGGUGGCGUAAAACAAAAAAUGCAAGAACCUCAGAGUUCGUAUGCUUUUUCAAGCUGCAGAUAAUUCGAGAUCAAAGACAGAUUCUCAGACAAAAAUAAGGCUCAAAGAAUUAUAAAAAUUACUUUCCACAGGGAGAGGUCCAAAGGAAAGAAGAAACGAUGAAAAGGAAAAAAGAAAGAAACAUUAAAAAGUGUGGCUGAAGAAGACCCUGCUAUUCUGGAUUACAGGGAAAUACCCAGUCAUGGGUAUGUGAAAGUUUCUUUGACUAUUAUCAUUAACCAUUAAACAAGGAAAAUGAAGAAGCCAACAUGCAAAGUGUAAAUGCAGAAGGAGUAGAAUUUGAAGUAAUUUUGGUGCCAGAACUUUCUGGAAAAAUACGUCCUAAAUACAGAGGUGUUGUUGAAGAUUUAGUGUUCUGAAUAAAAUAACAUUCUUACAAGAGGUGUUCUAGACAAUUUCUCGUUGGUUCAUAUUUGUGGUCAUCACAUGGGCCAAACAUAUCGAAAUAUACCCUUGAGGCCGUUUACGCCGUGAUUCCUUCCACAAACUGCAUGGCCAGUUUGGUUGAAUGACGCACUUUGCCUGGGUUAGUGGAAAAAAGGAAAACAUUUGUAUCGUGAUAAUUUUGGUUCAACCAGACUGAAGCACUUGUUGCUUUAAUGAAUGCGCAGUUUUUCUUCUAAUCGAGUCAAUCAGACUUAAAGACGCGCUGCAAUAACGUCUCAGAGAACAUAUUUUGUUGACUAUAGACAUUAAGACAACAGCCCUUUCUUCAAUGUUCCGUCACCUUUGUAGGCCCGAAGUCUUAUUUUUAAACCUAAAUGCAAGGAAUAGAAAACCAAGUCUCAGCCAAAAGUCAGUCCUUUCUGUUUCGCUCUUGGAUUCAUGUACGCAAGAAAAGUCGAUCAAACCUCUUUGAGCGCAGAGUGCAACACCUGAAGGAGAGUUUCCCGCCAGAGUGGUGGAAGGAAACAAAGAAAGUUAGUUGUGUCACUAACUUCUCUGGAGCGAAGGACACUGUGCUCAAGGCUGCCCAUCAACUCGACUGUGUAAGCGAUUUAUCUCCAACCAAGAUAAUAGGCUUACACGGUCGCCUCAACUUCCGUCGCCCCGAAGUAUGGUUCCGUCGCCCUCAUCUUGAAUUUUUAUCGCCGUCAACUUUUGAUCUAAAUUUGUAAAGGGUUUUAAGUGUAUUUUGACAGAGAUUCUAAAGGUUGGAGGUUCGACGGCUCAGGUAUCAAAAUACAACAAUUACGUGACUUAGAUUCUUCAGGACUAACGCAAUAAACAGCCAGGGAGACUCCUGCAUUUUUUAUUUUCAUUCAGAAUUAAAUAGCUAGCGGCUUAACAUAUAAUAAGUUAAUAACUACGAUUACAGUUUAAAAUUUCCAGUGCAAAGCAUGCAAACCGUUUCAAAUCUACCAAUCAGCGCUCGGCUUGGUUUUGAACCACGGUGGGCUGCCGCAAGAAGUUGCUGCUCUGAAUCGGCCUGCAUGCUUCGAAUUCCUUUGGUCGCUGAGUUUGGCACCGAUCAUAUUGAGAAAGCUGCUUUCAUGAUUUUUAUUCGUACAAAGAUGUUUCAAACCGGCGGCCCAUGAAGACGAAAAAAUUCCACAAAUUAGACGAUUAAUAUUUAAUUUAACUUUAUUGAGAUAUUCAGACCGAGACGUAAUUUAGAUAACAUAACCCUUAUAAAUUUUGUUCGUCUUAAGUCAACAAUUAUUAAACAAGAACACAUCGUGUGGUCUGCUUACGAUUUGAAAAAUUCUGUUCAAAAUAGUUUAUAUCACACAUAAAAUAAAUCAAAUAUGAAGUCUUUCAAUUUUUAACCCAGUAGAGUCUUUUCAUUUCGGGACUUUCCCAGACAUGUUGCUUGAGUUGGUUAUUUCUCGCGGAUUAUACAAGAAUUUUUCCAGGCGUGUUUACAGAGUUCCCAGGGAUAUUUCUUCUAUAGGCUUUCUACUCACCGUGUACAUAUUCUUUGUGAAAACUUGUUGACAACUUCCUCCGUCUCUGAAACGUAUUCAAGCGCAGGUUCAAGUGGUUUACAGUUCCUGUUACUGGCUUCCAUGAACAGUCCGCUAACGGUUUCGCUUUCCUCCACGCCUACUCGGCCAAUCUUUUUGAUCCAAUCCAUGUUCUCUGCGAACCAUAAAGCACUUUCCUUUGAGGCCCCUGCCAACCAUUGAAUAUGAUCCCUUAUCCAUUCCAUUCCGUUCCAAUUCAGCUCCGUCAACCUUUCAACAUUGUUACAGUACCAUUGAGUCAACCAUAAAUUCCCUUGAUACACAUAUUCAUCUUGCCACACAUCAUUGCAAAAGUACAUUCCGCCAAACCUUUCAGUCCUUUCUAAUUUUUGCCGAUCCAAUCCACCAAUCCGUUUCAAAUUUUACCAACUCAAUCAAACAAUCCUUUCCAAAUUUUACCAACCAAAUUCUUCAACCUUUCUAUUCUGUUCUAAAUCAUUUAGUGUUCUUAACCGUUGUUCCAACGCCGUAAGAACAGAUUUUCCAAGCUUCAACCAUUGUCGUCACCCGUAAAGCUUCUUCGGCUGUCCACAACCGCUGAACUUAUUACAUUUGCAGAUGCUGUUCUGAAAAUACUGACCAACCGUUUCGUACGUUCCAAGUUCCGACGACGGACCAGUCUUCGUUGAAAUCUAUGAAAGGUAGCUAUUGCCAUUCACUGGCUUGAAAGUAAGGAUUGCAUUCAUCACUGAGCCAGUCUUUCCGUAUUCUGAGAUGUCAGCUGUCUCCUUGCCCCAAAACUCCGUGAGACGCUCGGCCGAAACAGUCUUCGUCCCUAGUACCUCGGCGUAUCUCUGAGGAGUAGAAAAAAAAUCAACAUGAUAUCGAGGCCAGAUUUAAGGUAAUCCUUAAAUCUUAAUUUCCUCUGAAAUAAAUAUUUUUCAUAAUUCGGUGACACUAGCUGCUAAGACGAAAAGAGCUAGAUUCUAAAGUUGCAAUUUGGGACGACUAAAGUGACUGAAGCAUGGUGGCCAUGAUUGGUGCGUAUUUAUAAUAUAAAGCUAAUCUCUAUUGAUUUUUUUUUUAAUUAUUUGAAACAAGGGUGGUGGAUAUUUCACUUUCAGUGCUUGAAGUUCUGCCAUAUUAGUAGGUGAAAAGCUAUUUUCCUUAUGAUAAAAACCGAACAUAACUAAUUUGGUAGGUCACUGCAAAAUCAUCGAUAAUACGUACGAUUAUUAGUUAUCGUUCAGGCGAAUUACUUUUGGUUAGAAUGUCGCAUAAUUUUGAGAACUUCGACUUUCUACCUAAAAAUCGGCGUGUGAUGGUUAUUACCAUUCACGAAAUUACAGUGCACUGAUCAAUCGCAUGCGUGCUUCUCUUCUAGACAAAAUUCAACACUGUUUCUUGGGAGGAUAACCUUGCUGCCACGUGGCCAUGAGCUCUUGAGCAUCCAAUAAGAUCUCCUUCAUUUCUCCUUUAGAUAGAUACAAAUAGGUAGUUAGGCAGACAGAUAACAAUAGGAGAUGGAAAGAAAUGCAAAACUAUGACAUAAUUUGGAAUCAAAACAUACAAAUGAAACACAAACCUGUCAUUUUACUACAUGUGGAUAUCUGAAAUGCAUUACUGUCUGCAUCUUCUGUGAAGUCUGGAUAAUAAAAGAGAGUUUCAAGUUCAUGCUCUGUUCUAAACUGAACAGAAUAUGGUAUCCCUAGAUGUAUUAUGGGAAGCAACUGAAUGCACUCACUUGUGGCUCAUGCCACAUAAACCGUAAAUUUAUUUACGAUUUAAAAUUUUCCAAAUAAUUUGACUCAUAUAUUUUCUAUUGUUUCAAUUACCAGUGUCAUAAAUUAUGGAUAUAAGAAAAAAAAUCAAACUGGCUUAAAAAAAUUUAAUUUAAUCCAUAAGUAAAUUUACAACACAUGCAUCGACCCCAGCUGCGAAUCUAAGAUAAAAUCAUAGUGGCUGAUUUCCUGCAAGACAAGUGCUGAAAUUACUGUGCGGGCAUGAUUGUACGUCCCAUCACGCGUUGCGUCCUUCAACUCAAGUUGUGAAGUUGUUUUCCAGGCCCGUUUAACUCAGUUUUAACUGCCCUCAUUACAUGAUCUACUUAACCAGCACCAUCAUUGAAAAAUAUGUCAAAGUGACGAAGCCUUCUAUCAAGCGCUCUUAGACUCCACGCGUAAAGUGGAAAGUCACGAGUGAGGAAAUCUAACACCUCUCGUCUUUGUAAUCCUUGCCCGAUAUAUUUCAGCGAAGCCUCUUUAAGGCCGGCAUUAUUUUUCCACAAGGCUUCUCUGAAAUCUGACAUCGAAAUACUGAAAAACUCCUCUAAAAUCGCUCAAGACCAAAACAACUCCACAACUUGGGUAACUAGACACAACACAUGAUGGGACACACAAUCACGCCCGAACAGUGUCAUGGUGGUGGCAGCCCUCGGCCAUAGCGAUAUUCACUUUGACUUUUGUUUUGAUUUGAUGUUGAAUUUAUUUCAUUAUUUCGACGUGAAUGGCCCUUGGAUUUCAGUUUCAUUUUGAAAUGAUUUUUACUUUGAUAAUGCAAUUACUUUUGCUUUUAAAUUUGAUUUCUGUUCUUUUUACUUUCAAUCGUUCUUUUUCCUUUGUUUUGCAGUAACGUUCCAUUUUCCUUUCAGUUUUGAUUUAUUUUUUCUUUUAUUUUUUAUUCAAUCUGAAAAAAACUGUAAAAUUUUGGGUGACAGCCCUCGGCCACCAUAGUAUAACUGCAGUCUACAGUCUGCAUUUGGUACUGACCGGAUUGGUAUUACUGCUUUUGUCCGAGCGAGCCUCAAGGUCCCUCAAGUCCGGAGCGAAAUAUUAGAGCUCAAAAAAAAAAAAUUAAGUGAGACUAUCUCGGCCGGUAUGAUUGCUGUAUGGACUGUAUGUUGAAGAGCUCCCGAGAAAAAGCACAAUGAUAUAGCAAUGAUUACUUUGUACCAACUGAAGAGGAACUCAAAUGCGCGGCUUACCAAUAUGGCUGCCUCUGAUGCUCUUCCGCGUGGUCACACCAUGUGUUGAAAUGAACCCGCUACGGGUCCCCUAAGUGUGAACAUUUCGGCUUCUCGAUUCAAGUUGCAUCUUUAGAAGUUCGGAAAUGUGAGUUGAGGUUAUUAUUUUGCAUUAAACCAAAGAAACAUUUCAUUUCUUUCCACGUGAGUUUCUAAGCUUCAUCGAAAUUAAUUUUGACUUUCACUAAGCGGGGGAGGGGUAGAAUGCGCGACUACUUCCGUUCACGGUCCACAAUCCGACUUCCGUCUACGGAAUACGACUUCCGUCAGCAUCUGCUUCACCACAAUGCCUCAUUCACUAACCAGUCUCGCCCAGGAGUAAGUAGGUCAUCUCCGAGGUAACUCGUUUCAAAACGAGGGUCAUGAAUAUUUGAUCAUUUCUUCACAAUUUUCAAAUUCUCUGAAUGUAAAUUAAUCAGUUUUGCAGCUCAGGAUAAAAUAAUGAAGUCAGACGUGUACGGUAAAAUUUUGCUUGUGCCACCUCCUCUCGUUACUUACAUUCCCAUCCUCGUCUUUUUGGUGAUGAAGGUGUUUUACAGAAGAAGAUUUGAUCAAAUCAGUCUCUGGGUUGCCACAAAUGCAUUUUCCGAUAUAUUCAAGGAGAAGAAGAAGAAGACUUGUUGUCCUCGAGAAGCGAGGUGGCUGUUUAAAGACAUUGAUCUAACAGCAGAGGAUGAAUUAUUAUCCAAGGUCCUAACCAGAUUUUUGAUGCUGUUUUCUUUGAUGUUUGGCAUUGUGCUGACAGUUUUUUGGCUGCUCUUUGUGCUGGAUGUAAGUUACGACUGCGAUGAAGAUGACCUCUCGAAAGACUGCUUCGAACGCAAAUGGACUUCGGAGCCGCAAGACCCCCUAAACUGUAGCAGUGCUGCCGUUCAAACCUUGAUUCAAAAUGGAACCAUACAGGUCGUCUGCAACAAAAUCGUCUUCAAUUUUGGAUUGGCCAGUGGUGCAAGUUACGGCUCCUUCAAGCUCUCUAUGUUCGCCAUUAAGGUAAGUGCAAGUGCACUCUUGAGGAUUGAGACAACAAAGAUGCUACGAUGCGUGCAAGUUUUUUGUGGAUUACUGGUUCUCGGUAUUAACAUAUCGCUUAUAGUUGUUGACACAGCCAUUCCUUCGGUAGCCAUCUUGUUGAGAGAUCAAAAAGUUGCUAUCGUUCAGCUGCUAACAACAACAAUCACUGCUUUUUACUUCCUAUUCUUUAUUCCCUGGCGGGAACUCAUUGACUUGAAAACCCAGAGAGAGAACCCGUAAGAUACUGUCAUAGGAAACUGUGCUUAGACAUCUGUAUAGACACCACUUAAGUAGAGACUUGAAAUUCUAGAAAAGUUUCGAGUAAUUACCUGAACCAAUUGAUGAAACAAUGCUUUAGUGACUGACAACAAAUAGCCUUGUGAAGACUGUUCUAGCGGUGGGUUUUUGUGGUGAGAGUAGUACCCUUGCCAGACAGCUAAUGUUAAACGAGAACGGCAAAAUUAAACUCAUAUCUAUUUACCAUUCAUGAAUCAACCACAAUGGCAGUCUAACUAGGGAAUAGUUGAUAAACUAUUCAAGGAAGUUAUACAGAGCGAACACAACAAGCUCCAUGACCUUUCUUCUGCUCGUAACACAUGUACCUUGAUCCUAAGAAACAUAUGGAAGUUUAAGCUCGUCUUCAAAGGCAGUCUAAAUAGGGAUUAGCUGAAAAACUGUUUAAGAAAGUUAUACAGCGCGAACAGAACAAGCUCCAUGACCUUGUUUCUGCUCGUUACACAUGUACCCUGAUCCUAAUAAAUAUAUGGAAGUUUAGGUUCGCCUUCAAGACGAACAGACUUCGUAACAGGCUUAUUACUUUUAAUGCCCUUAAGGCCUUAUCGAUUUAUUAGACUUUUAUAUUUCUUCGACACAUUUCAUUUACCAGCAUAACAUAUUUUACAUAUAUAUGUUGAUAUAAACUUGUUUUAAACUAUUGGUAGUCCUUUUUAAGAAUCUUUUUGUGAUAAUCGUAUAACUCAACUUUUGGUAGCAAAGCGGCUAUCAAUAAACUAUCUAUCUAUCUCUCUAUCGAGUCAUUGCAUCAUAAUUCCUAUGCGUUAUUCCUUGGAAAAAACUCAUGGCGAUGAACUCGGCGAGGAAACAUCUAAAUAUUACGCCAGUAAAUUACUCGCUGUGAAAAUCUGCUUCAAAAUCUGCAGACGCUUAUCUGAUGUUUAAAUCUAAGGGAAUGUGAGAAAUGGGCAUAUGAAACAGUUGUUCAGACAGCGCCUCCUAUAACUUCACGCAUUUAUUUAUCACAGUUUAGUAUUAGAGCAUGAGGCCAUGAGGUUUCUUGUUUUCCCACUCUAAGAACCAUUUUUGUCUCACAGCUAGAAAUAGUGCUGCGAGAAAAUUAAACGUUUAGGAAAUUAAGAAGACAAUUUUCCCGAAAUUGUUUAUCUCCUUGUAAGAAAGCUUAUUUAAGCACGUAAUGCAGAUUAUUUUGACCUUCGUUUUCCGAGUUAACCAGGUAUGCAUUAAAUUAGAACAGUGAUGAAAAUUGUCAACUUGUGCCCCUGAAUGUCAAAAAUUAUAAUUGUUGCGUCAACACCAUGCACAUCGAUGCAAAGUCUUGCUUUGCAGUGAGGACGUGUCAUUUUAGGAAAGCGUACUCCGACAUCCGUCAGAAGGAGGUCAUCUCGGGUAGAUUUCUGAUGACGAAAUCCGAGCUCGCCCGAUGUUGUCAUGAAGGCCCUAUUUCGCAUUUUAGAGCCGCAAAAUAGAGUAGAAAGGAACACUUACUUCGUUUCCGCUCAUGACUUUGAACUAGCGUUAAGAUAUUUGCAUUUUUUUCCGUUGCUAACCUAUAUGACAGAUUCCACAAAAUACAUUUGACGCCUCCUUUUCACGGAUGGCCGAUCACAACUACAACGUAAUGACAUCUUCACGAAAUCUGUCAAAAGCAGGAUUUUAAAACACCGGAAAUCUUCUGGAUUUCUGAUGAAAUAAAUUUAACGCAGUUACGUUCAGAGUUUAAGCGAUACAUUGUUAUUUUUAAUAUGGUAAUUGAUUAAAAAAUUGUACAUUACCUCGAUUGGACGGAGACUAAGUUUGAAUAUAAUGUAGCAGGCGAUAUUACUUUUGUCGACAAGGAUAAUCCGUGACUUGUCUCACCUAUAACAUUUUCUCUAUCUGCGUUGUGCCAUGAUCAUCAUUGGAAAUAUUCUACGAUAAUAUUUUUCAUAAUAUUUAGAUGAGGAUUUCAAUUCUAAACGCAAGAGCGUACUUGGGGAAAGAUCUACAAGAAACAGUUUCUCAUGAAUACAUUUUAAAAAUUCUUUUAGCUGACUUCUACAUAGAUAAAAAUUACUACAUAGAUAUAUUUCACUUCGAAGAUUAUCUUAAUAAACAAUUGACGGGAAGUUCUGAGAAUCAGUUUUUUUCAGUUUUGACUGAUUUCGUGGAGUGUUACUAUGUUGUAGUUGUAAUCGGACAUCCGUGAAAAGGAGGUAUCGCAGAAAUUUUGUGAAGUCUGUAAUAAAGGUAAGCAACGAAAAAAAAAAAGCAAAUAUCUUACGGCUGAUACGAAGUCAUGAGCGAAAACGAAGCACGUGUUCGUUUCUACUCUGUUUUGCGGGUUUAAUAUGCUAAAUAGGGCCUUCAUCACGAAGACAACAUCGGGCGAGCUCGGAUUUCGUAAUCGGAAAUCUACCCGAGAUGACCUCCUUCUGACGGAUGUGGGAGUACGCUUUCCGUCAUUUUAAGGGUAUAACUAGUUAUAGUUCUCACUAGAGCUGCCCCCGCCCUACAGUAUCAUUUCCUUCUGUUUUUUUUUUUUUGAGUUGGGCUUGUUGUUUACAGUUGUGUAACUUUUCUGUUAGGCUGUUACGGAAUUGCGGCUCAGUACUUUGGUUUUAGUAAUUUUGGAUCUCAAAAUACUAAAAGUGUACAAGAUGUAGUUUUGGGAAGUGCUUGGGGUUUUUUUUUUUGCUCCGUGGUUUAAUUUAGGAUUUUUUUGUUCUUCACGAUCAAGAAGAAGCAGAAUGUAGGGACUUGGGUGAGUUUUAACAUUGGAAUGUUAUAGGUGGCAUUGGAGAACAAUUUAUAGACAGCAUUGAAGAACAAUUUAUUAUUAUAUAGUUAUUAGACACAAAAUUAUACCUUAAGAGGUCAAUUUUAAAUAGAAUUUGUUUGAAAGGCAUUGAAAAAUUGGUUUGUUGAAUAGAACGUUCUAUUAUUAUAAACUGUAAAAACGAUAAGUGGAUGAAUUGUAACUGGAACUUUGAAAAGCUGGCUUUUCGUGGUGUCAUCCAUCGAACUUAUCAUUAUUCUUAUCAUCUGCGUUUAGUCUACUGCCGUCUGCAGAAUGAUGUCGAAGUAAUAUGUAAAUCCUUGCUGGCUUUUUCGAUUUUGCUCUACUUUUUGUACAUAUCCAGUAAAGCCUGAAAAAAAAAUUAUAAAUGUUUAUUUUAUAUUAAACCUACAUGCAUAUUUUCACACAAAUUUAUCAAAUCCAUAAGUUCCGGAGAGAAUUCAAUAAAGACAAAUUUUGCCUGUGAACUAUAGGUUAAAACUGGGUCAUCUGUAGGGGUUUCACAAUUAGGGCAAUUCAACUUUCCUGGUUCAGUUUGAAUAGCAGAGAUAAAUUGUGGCCAAGAAUUGUGAUCUAAUUGACAUUUUUGUAAUGCAGAUCUCGUCACAUAGUUAACCAAAAUAGAGCUUUUGAGAGCUACAUUGUCAUGGCAGGUCUUACAAAAUGACUCAAAGAUUCUCUGAGAUGAAAAUAUAUUCAUUUCCUCUGAAGAAAGAUCACCAAAGGUUCAUUCCUCGAAAAUCUGACUGAAGCAUGCAUUAGAAUCCCUUGCCAAAAACGAGGGGCAAUGUUGCUGUAAAUAUACCCAAAUUGGUUUCCUUAUUUCUCUCAACAUUUUAUCAUUUCCUUGUGACUCAAUGUAUCUUUUACAUGUGUUGAAAAGGAGUUCUGUGAAUUCAUUUCGCACAGUCAGUGUAGACAAAUAGGGUAAAAAUAGAUGGGAUGAGACUUCUAAAAAAGUGUCCACUGCACAGGAAUACAUAUUAGGGACACUUAGAAUAGAAUUCAUAAAAUGUCCCCUCUUUGAGAUUAAUGGGUUUAUUUCACAAUCACCUAACUGAACUUCCUCUGUCAUGUUGUUACUAUUCAUUAACUACUGUAUGCCAUAGGAUCUGCUUCUAUGUUAAACAUGCUCAUGCUUUCUUAAAUUACAAAGAACCAUCCUUUAGCAAAGUUUCUUUUCAGGGUAGCUAAACUACAAAAUUCUUUAACACCUGCACAAAGAUCAUCAAGGUGGGUCCAGUUCCCUUGAGUAAGAACUGCGCAGGUAAAAUGUCCAUUGUAACACACCAUCCCCUUUAACUUAUAUUCACUCGAGCCUACAUGCAUAUUUUCACACAAAUUUAUCAAAUCCAUAAGUUCUGGAGAGAAUUCAAUAAAGACAAAUUUUGCCUGUGAACUAUAGGUUAAAACUGGGUCAUCUGUAGGGGUUUUACAAUUAGGACAAUUCAACUUUCCUGGUUCAGUUUGAAUAGCAGAGAUAAAAUGUGGCCAAGAAUUGUGAUCCAAUUGACAUUUUUGUAAUGCAGAUCUUGUCAUAUAGUUAACCAAAAUAAAGCUUUUGAGAGCUACAUUGUCAUGGCAGGUCUUACAAAAUGACUCAAAGAUUCUCUGAGAUGAAAAUAUAUUCAUUUCCUCUGAAGAAAGAUCACCAAAGGUUCGUUCCUCGAAAAUCUGACUGAAGCACGCAUUACAAUCUCUUGACAAAAACGAGGGGCAAUGUUGUUGUAAAUAUACCCAAAGCGGUUCCCUUAGUUCUCUCAACUAUCUGUCAUUUGCUUGUGACUCAAUGUAUCUUGCACAGGAGUUCUGUGAAUUCAUUUCGCGCAGUUAGUGUUGACAAAUAGGGUAAAAAUAGAUGGGAUGAUAUCUCAAGGACACUAUGCAACGCACAAGAAUAAGUUCCAGGGGUACUUAAAACUGAAUUCAUAAAGUGGCUUUUUCGUUUCCACAUAACUGAACGUUUCUUUGUUCCAACUGAGGAAACAUGUGACACUCACCCACGUAAUGAUCAAACAGCGUUUUCGUACCUCUUGAACACGUCGAUUGUAGUAAGUAUCACUCUGAAAAUAAUCAAAAGUCAAAUCCCUAGUUACAACCAGUAAUUUCCUUUCUUUGACUACUGUUUACUUUCAGUUGUUCGAAGUUGAGACUUGCCUCUGACAAAUCCAGAAAUUGCCGAGUCUUUCGGCUUUGUGCAAUAAGCUUGAUUUGCGGCUGACAAAUCGGAGUUAAACGAGUCUUUCGGUCAAAAUGUUAAACUUACACCGUCUUCUGAGCAUCGGUGAAAUUAUUUCUGUAUUAACUUCUGUAUAACACAAAUGAGUCAAGAGAGCUUUUAAGCACAAAACAGCACUCUCCGCGCUUUUCACCCGCUUUUCACACUUUGAUGGCCGCGUGGACUCCGACUGAAGAAACUCUAGAACUCUGAGAAUAAUCCAACAUCAAAGCAAACGAGUUAGAAGCUCAACUUUUUCAUGUAUUUGAUAUCUGGUUAUACUUUAAUUAUGCUGCAAGUUCUUUGUUCUCACGUUAGCUGACUGAGCUGUGGACCCUCCGCCGCCUUCGAUCGAGACUUCACACAACUGUUUCUCUUUUGACGGAUUUUGAUCACCUUUUAAACUCAAAACUACCUUUAAUUGUUAGAAAGAUGCUAUACACACUUACCGUUGGACUUGGAAACGCUUCUCGUCGCUUUUCAGGGACGCUUAACUCGAAAUCUCGCCGAUCCACAAAGUCCUCGCGCGCGUCUUUUUGCUGGCCGCCCAUGACCAUUUGCGGGAAAAACGUUGAUACCUUGCGGCCGUGCAAGCGAUCAAAUCGAGAUUUUUUUUGGUUAUGAUCAACCGAAAAUACCCACAUUCUCUCUUCUCCAGUCUUCCUCUAUAUUACGCGGGGAGUCCUAAGGUGCCUCCUCGGCAAAAACCCUGCGGGGGCAAUUAGCGUCGAGGCUGUAACUCGAUACUCAGGUCUAAAGCAAUCACUUUCUGCGGAAUGUACACUGCAAACGAAGUUGCAUUGUGCUUGGUGAUGAUAGUGCUUUGGGUCAUCCAGCACAAACCCCAUUGAAAAUCCCUUGUAAAGACUUGGAGUGCAAAAGUCCCAACUGCGGUGGCCCACAACUGUCACGGCAAAACAAAAAGUCACGGCAAAACAAACUUUACUCACGGCAAAACAAAAUUAACUCACGGCGAAACUAAAUUAACUCACGGCAAAACAAUUAACUCACGGCAAGACGAAGAGAACGAGUUGCAGCGGUUGAUCAGCGGUUGUUAUUUGCAUCUGAAAUGGUAUGUCGUGUAACAGUACACAAACCAAAUGGCGACCUUUAUUGCUAAGAAUAGUGGUGGGGUGAAAAAGAAACCGAUGAUAAUCUUAAAAGAGUUUAUAUUUUUUCGUUUUAGUUUCAACAAGCGGCGCCAGCGACUGGCAGGCGUGCGAGUAUUCACAAUGAAAUAAGAGAACAACCGUUUUUCGUAAAAUUGUAAUUUACAGUCCUUGCAAACAAUCCGAAGAUUCAUUAAAAUUAUUACUUACUCCGAAGCGCUCAGAGUUUACAGGUUUUCAAAAGCUUUUUUCUGUUACUGCGUGAGAUUGGGGACAAAAUCGAUCACUACAUUUCGUAUCGUGUGUUUUUUCUGUGUGAAGCAACAGAAGGUGCCGGCAACUAACGAAAUUACAGGUUAACACGAAAAUCAAAUAACACCUAAACAAACAAUUUUGGCUACCGAUUUUCAGUGAAUUUCAGACAAUUUUAAGAUUCAAAAUAAAUAUUACGUACUAAAAUGCGAAAGUUAUACACCACAAAAUUGAUAAAUAGGCCUUAAAUGAAAUUCUAUCUUGUUCUCGAUAAUGCGUUGCCUAGCGCGUGACCAAAUCUACCCAGGCGGAAAUCCAAAAUGACGGUGGCAGUCUGGGCUUUGUUAUAUCACUCAAAUCUCGUUCCCGUUUGUCUCAUUUGAUAUAGAGGGAAUAAUUAAUGUUUUCAUUAAGACAGUAUUACUUUGAUUUUCCAAUAUUUACAAUGAUAGACAGUAAAUUUCGCUUUUCACCCACAUUUACUUCCAACCUUUUCUUUUGAACCAGAAACAAAAAUGAUAUAUGUUUAAAACACAUGACAUCAUCCACCCUUGUCAAAGGUAAUAGCAUGAUUAUUUCAAUUGUAAUGCCUUCUUAUCCCAAAAUUACUUUGUUUCUUUGCUACAUUAGCCAACACUGAACUGCUGCUCGUCCUCUAAAUAUGACAAUCAACCACAAAAUUCCCUAAACCAGAUAACAUAAAACAUAAUCCAAAAACUAAUAUAAGUCAUCUGUCAAUUCACGAGUUUGCUCACAGAGCUCUUUGAUUCGAGCUCACGAUGUUUUGCUCCACGUAUGGUUUGGUAGUAGAUGAAGAUGCAAACUAUUGUAAAAGCUGGGGUAAGGGUACGUUUCUUAAUUAAAAGUGUUCGUAUCUGCAUUUCUUUUAGUUCCAAAUGACGAUAGGCGUGAGAAGACACUGCUACAAAUUAGCUGAUUGGCACGUGUCUGGAAUAAGAUUGUGCAUGCAGCCUAUGUGUAAGAAGAAAACGUUCAUAAUGUUUCAACAGGUGGAAAAAAAAACAAUGAAGCAAAAUAAUGUAGCUUACACCUCAGAGGAAACUUAACUUUCACAGUGUUAUUUCCUUAAGUCUGUUUAACAUCAAUAAAACUCAAGAUAAAUGAUUUGGAAAUAAUCAGGAAUAUUUUGGCCUUUGACCUCGUGCUCUCUGACUGUUUGCAGGCGUACAGCAUUUUUCCACAUUAUGAAUGUUUUCAUCACAGGCUACAUGCACAAUCUUAUUCCAGAAACAUGCUAAUCAGCUAAUCUGUAGCAGUGUCUUAUCACGCUCAUCGUUAUUUGGAACUAAAAGAAAUGCAAAUACGAACUCUUUAAAUUAAGAAACGUACCUCUACCACAGCUUUUACAAAAGUUUGCAUCUUCAUUUGCUACCGAACCACACGCGGUGCAAGACAUCGUUAGCUCGAAAAAUGGCAGUCUUUCGAGCGAGCAGUGUGUUACUGUUACUGUUACACGACAUACCAUUUCAGAUUGAAAUAACAACCGCUGACCAAGUCGUUUUCUUUCUUUUGCCGUGACUUUUUGUUUUGCCGUGACAGUUGUGGGCCACCGUAGAAGAUAAAAUAAUAGAAAUGAAGGAACUAUCGCUAACAUUGCAACAACGACCGUAACAUGGAAGUAUCAACUGAUAAUCGGCAAUUACAUUGAUCGUAAGGAAGGCUGGAAAACGAUUAAUAAGCUACGAGGUAUUUAACUCAGACGAUACCCUUAUGUUAAAUAACCUUAUAUUGAGGAUGUGGACAUAAUCAAGCCCGAUUCCGAGCAUACAAAAAAAAAACUAACUAACCGAUUUAGUAACGAUAUAGGCCAUUUGAUAGGUGAUAAAGGGAGACUUAACUGAAACGAAUAACAAUAGAAAAAGCCUGAGAAUUAAGCCUGAAAACAAGGAAUCCAUUAAUUACUUGGUUUGCACACGUACUGAAUUGGACUUCACCCCAAACUCCUUGAGACGCCCGGCCGAAAGAGUCUUCUUCCUCAGUACCUUAGCGUAUCUCUGGGGAAUAGCAAAAAAUCGAUGACUAUCGCCCCAAACCAGUCUCCUCCAAGAGUAAGAAGGUCAUCUCCUAAGUACCUCGUUUUCAGAACGAGGGUCUGAAUAUUUUAUCACUUCAUCACAGUUUUUGAAUUCUCUGAAUGCAAAUUCAUCAGUUUUGCAGCUCAAGAUAGAAUAAUGAAGUCAGACGAGUACGGUAAAAUUUUAGUUUUGCCACCUUUUUUGGUUACUUACAUUCCCAUCUUUGUCCUUGUGAUAAUGCGGUUUUACAGAAUUCCACUGGGUGGUAUCAGUCGCUGGGUUGCCACAAAUGCAUUUUCCGAUAUAUUCAAGGAGAAGAAGAAGAAGACUUGUUGUCCUCGAGAGGCGAAGUGGCUGUUAAAAGACAUUGAUUUGACAGCGGCGAAGAGAUUAUUAUCCAAGGUCCUAUUCAGAUUUUUGAUACUGUUUUAUGUGAUGUUUGGUGCUGUGCUGACAAUUUUUUGGCAGCUCCUCUGGCGGGACGUAAGCUACGACUGCGAUGAAGAUGACCCCUCGAAAGACUGCUUCGAACGCAAAUGGACUUCGGAGCCGCAAGACCCCCUAAACUGUAGCAGUGCUGCCGUUCAAAAUUUGAUUCAAAAUGGAACCAUACAGGUCGUCUGCUACAAAAUCGUCUUCAAUUUUGGAUUGGCCAGUGGUGUAAGUUACGGCUCAUUCAAUCUCUCUAUGUUCGUCAUUAAGGUAGGUGCAAGUGCACUCUUGAGGAUUGAGACAACAAAGAUGCUACGAUGGGUGCAAGCUUUGGUUGGAUUACUGGUUCUCAGUGUUGUCAUAUCGCUCAUAGUUGUUGACGCAGUCAUUCCUUCGGCAGCCAUCUUUUUUUCGGGUUACCUAAGUACUAUCGUUCAGAUAGUAACAACAGCAAUAAUUUCAGUAGUCUUCCUGUUCUGUAUUCCCUGGCGGGAGCUCAUUGACUUGAAAACCCAGAGAGAUAACCCGCAGCGUUCUCUCUUAGAAAACUGUGCUGAGGCAUCUGUAUAGACACCACUCAAGUAGAGACUUCAAACUCUAGAAAUGUUUCGAGUAAUUACCUGAACCAGUUGAUGAAACAAUAUGCUUUAGUUACUGACUAUGACUUGUUUAUUUCCUACUAUGGGUGCGGACACUGACAGAAAUAGCCAUGUGAUGACUGUUCUUGCGAUGGGUUUUUGUGGUGAGAGUUUUACUCUUGCCAGACAGCUGGUUUUUUCGAGAACGGCAAAAUUUAACUUAUAUCUGUUUACCAUUCAUGGGUCAACCACAAUGGCAGUCUAACUAGGGACUAGUUAAUAAACUAUUCAAGGAAGUUAUACAGAGCGAAAAGAACAAGCUCUAUGGCCUUUCUUCUGCUCGUAACACACUAACCUUGAUCCUAAGAAACAUAUGGAAGUUUAGGCUCGUCUUCAAUGCCAGUCUAAAUAGGGAUUAGCUGACAAAUUAUUUAAGAAAGUUAUUAAGCUUAAAAAGAACAAGCUCCGUGACCUUUUUCUGCUCGUAACACAUGUACCUUGAUCCUAAGAAACUUACGGAAGUCUAGGCCCAUCUUCAAGACGAACAGAUUUCGUAACGGUCUUGCCGUGUUACUUUUAAUGCCCUUAAGGACUGAUCGAUUUUAUUUGACUUUAUGUUUCUUCGACAUAUUUAAUUUACUAGCAUAACACAGUUAAAUAUAUGUUUAUACUAACUUGUUUUAAACUACUGGUAGUCCUUUAUAAUGACCUUUUUGUAAUAAUCGUAUAAAUCAUUUUCUGGUCGCAAAGCGGCUAUCAAUAAACUAUCUAUUUAUCUCUCUAUCGAGUCAUUGCAUCAUAAUUCCUAUGCGUUAUUCCUGGAGAGAACUCAUGGCGUUAAACUCGGCAAGGGAACAUCUAAAUAUUACGCCAAUAAAUUACUCGCUGUGAAAAUCUGCUCCAAAAUCUGCAGACGCAUAUCUGAGGUUUAAAUCUAAGGGAAUGUGUAAAAUAGGCAAGUGAAAAAGUUGUUUAGACAGCACCUCCUAUAACUUCACGCAUUUAUUUAUCAUAGUUUAGUAUUAGAGCAUCGACAUUUCUGGCCAUGAGGUUUCUUGUUUUCCCACUCUAAGAACAUUGUCUCAUAACUAGAAAUAGUGCUGCGAGAAAAUUAAACGUUCAGGAAAUUAAGAAGACAGUCGUCCCGAAAUUGUUCAUCUCCUUGCAAGAAAGCUUAAUGAAGCGCGUAAUGCAGAUUAUUUAGAUCAAUUUUUACCUACGUUUUCCGAGUUACCUUGGUAUGCAUGAAAUUAAAACAGUGAUGAAAAUUGUCAACUUGUGCCCUUGAAUGUCAAAAACUAUAAUAGUUGCGUCAACACCAUGCCCAUCGAUGCAAAGUCUUGCUUUGACGGGAGGACUUGUUAUUUUAAGGGCACAACUAUUCAAUUUAUCAUUUCUCUUGCAUCAUACUCCAAUGCAGGAUCACUAUCUGUUGUUACAUUGUUUGAUGUAGCUUGUUGAUGUGUAUCAUUAUCGUCUGCAUCAUUUUAUAAAGUUGUGAGGUUGCUAUCAAUAUUGUUAAUAUCAACUAGUAUAUCUUGUAACAAUGGAUUAUGUACUUUGAGCCAGUUAAGAACUUGUUAUAUUAACCCUGGUCAUGAUGCUUGAAAAUAAACAUGUCCCCUAGAUUGUAACUUUCUCUUAAGCUUAAGUAUUAUUAUACAAGAUCUAUCAGAUGGAUGAGGAAGUUGAUUACAUGUCUGAUCACAUUCUACAGGUACAUUGCAUAUUGCACCCUUAAUUUUUCUCUGUUUUCCUUUAUGCAUGACCACAAUCUUCUCAAGUACUAUUCGUUGAGCUAUUCAUAUUUGUUCUAGUUUUUUCUAACGAGGAUACUUUUGUGGGUAUUUCAUCCUCAUACAUAUUGUUCACUGCAGCCUGACAUGGUAAUUUUCCUUUUAUGACCUUUGAAUGACAUGUGUUGCGUAUAUACUGUUUUCCAUCAAACGACUGUUGAAUAUUGAAAUAUGUUUGGCAAGGGUAUUUCUUGUUUAUGCAUGUUAUUACUGAUUUCUUAUAAAGUAUUCGAUUACAGACAGUACCUAUAAAAUAAGGGCCUUCUCUUAUUUUCCUCUUAAACUGGUCAAUACACAAUUCAACCGAUCUGGCUUUCACUAAUUUCUCACUGGGUUGGGAAGGUAAUUCUUUCUUCUUUUUAGCAUCCAUAGUUGAAUAUUUUCUUUUGAUGUCUUCUAGAAACCUUUUUUCGGUAACAGGUUCCAUGCUGUAAUACAUAUGUCUUUUUCUGUGUUUUCUCAUGAUGUGUUUCCUUUCAAUUUCAGUAAUUUUACAUGAAAAGAAGAUAAAUUGUAUAUCAUAUUCCAUAGUCUGACAUUCCUGUUUAUUUGCAUAAUAUUAUUAAUUUCCGCCACUAGAUUAUCCACAAAGAGUAAAUACUUACAGAAAACCUCUGUCCAGAACCACAGGCCUCUCUACCAAAAGAAUACUUUGUUUAAGUUUGAUACUUAAGCUUGCUUUAUUUGCAAAACAAUUAACAUUGAAGACAUCAGUACAUACACAUUAACACAACUGCCAAAAUUCGUUUCAGCCAGAAACUUGUUUAUUUUUUUUCAGUUAUUAAUAAUCAUGAUGUUAUCCCACUCAUCGAUCUGUAUGGCCUUGUACAAAUAUAUGAAACAUGUUUCUCCAUUAUUUUGUUCAUGAGAUGCUCAAGUUAAGAUAAAAUCUCCAAUGAUUAUUGUUAGGACCACUGCUUUGCCAAGCAACUGGGCUAGAACAGAUUGAAUAACUGGCAAUACAGAAAACAAUACUGAAUACACUUAUUGGCAACAGGUUCCAUGCUGUCAUACAUAGGUUUUUUUUCUGUGUUUUUAACGCAUUUCCUUUCAAUUUCAGUAAUUUCACAUGAAGAGCAAAUAAAUUGUAUAUCAUAUUCCAUAGUCUGACAUUCCUGUUUAUUUUGAAUAAUAUUAUUAAUUUCCUCUACUUGAUUAUCCACACCACGAAUGUGUAUUGUCUGUUUCAUUGUAGGUGAAUGACUGUCUUCAUAUGUCAGAAGAGAAAACAAUUGCUUUACUUUUGUAUUUUUUUGAUAUUAAAUACAAGCUAUACAGUAACUUGAAAUCCACAUUAAAAAGCUUGUUUUCCCAGUGUGGUUCCUUAAAAUCAAGGUCUCUAAAGAUAUUCUGUUUUCAGUUAAAUUACUUAAUUAUAUGAGACUUACUUCAUUAACGUGUAAAUUUAUGUUAGUGCCAAAAAUUGUAACACUGUCAGGCAGGGUAACAGAUGUUAAGCAGUACUUACUCUGCAUUGUAUUGUUAAGCUGAGAUCCAUUUUCAAUAAUUGCAUCUAAAGUAUUUGAGUUCCAGUAACUACAAGGUGAAACGAUUGAGUAAGGUAGAAUAAAGAACUACUGCAAAACAGUGAUCUUUGUAACACUUGUGUUGACCUGAUAUCUCUUUAAUACUUCUUUUACAUUGUUGCUUAUUGCCACAUCAUAUUUUGUAAUUUGUAAAACUUUUAGUUCAUACAGAUCAGUUGCUCCAUAUAAACUUUGAAAGUGAUGCACUAAGUUGUCUGUAGAUGAUAUAUCUAAUAGACCACAUGUCCCUCGAGUGUGACUUUUACCAUAAACAUCUUUAGCAUGUGAGUCAAACACUUUAAAAUGGCCAUUAUCAGCACAGUAACUAAUACUCACAGCAAUUGAAUUGUAGACAUAUCUCAUCGAAGAUUUAACGUUUCUUGUUCUAAAAAUUGGUUUCCUUCUCAUUUUUUGUACAAACCUGAUUUUUGUUUUAUAUGUACUUUUUUUUCAUGUUGCAUUAUUUUUAAUAAGAUCAUGGACUUUCGAUGACUUUGGUACGUUUUUACUUAAACGGCUCCGUACAUAACUCUGCAGUUUUCUAAUUUUCUGAGAGAGACGUUCUAACAUCCUAACUUGUAUUCUGCUUAGUUCACGAUCACUUUUAUAGCCAUAUUGGCAUUCGCACCCAACACGAGUGCGAUUAUAAUAUACAAACUUUGUAUAACGAGAUCUGAAUUGUUGUACUUUUAUUGACACUAUAACAUUAUGUUUAAUAUGUACAAUAGUCCUAUUGACAACUUUUUCUAGUAGAUUGCAGUCAUCAAGAGUAUUCACGAUCGCUUGUACCAUAAUAAUAAUGAUUGUGUAAGAAAUACAAAAUCGUACUUCACAAGUACUGAACCCAAUAAAAACCAAUAACAGAAACAGUAUAUUUAACGGAAGAGCUUAAAGCUUAGAUAUUCAAUCUUACUAUUCAAGUUGCUUCUGUCAGUAUCCUUAUCCAAUUCGCUGUUGUUGGCGCCACCAUCGAAGUUGUGUUCACGAACAUUCCUGAUUUUUUUCAGCAAGUGAGGUGUUCGUCUCAGCAUCAUAGUUUGUUGUUAAAUCGGCUGUCACAGUUUUGCCAGUAUUUUCGAAAUUUGAACUCACAUAUGGCUCAUUUGUUAUCUCGUGAGAACUAGUAUGAACUUUGCACAUUUGGCUAGCUUUCAAGCUAGAGAGUUCGUGAGUAGUUACGAAAACGAAGACCCCGAAAACGAAGACCUAAGACCCCCUUACGAAAACGAAGACCCUCCUACGAAAACGAAGACCCAUCACGAAAACGAAGACACAUUACUAAAGCAAGUUCAAAAGAGGUUGGUAUUACCUUUGUGGACAAAGAUUAUGUUCAUGAGACACACUACAAAAACGAAGAUCCUUAUGGAAAUCUUGAAUUCUGAAUUUGGCACGUCUGUAAUUUAUUACGGAAUAUUUCAACAGUAGAGCCCCAUGGAGCCUUCAAUGGGACUACUUUAAAGCUAAAAUGAGAUUUAAUAGAAGAGACAUGACAUGCAUAUGGUGGUAUAUAAUGAAGCAACAAUAUAAGUUUAUUAAUGAAAACAACAUCGACUAGCGGUAAUGACACUUCCAGCGAGGAAAAAUAUGCUGUUGUUGGAAUAAAACAUGGCAAUUCGACCGAUUGAUUUCAACAAAACUUUUCCUGCGGGUAAAAAAUUACAAAUCAAUACCUUCAAGGGUAACUGACGCCAAAUUUUCUCCUCUUUUUUUGUCCCAGUACAUUCCUCUUAGGUUAAAAAAUCCAAAACGAGCAAAUUAAUGAAAUACGGUGCAAAAUCAAAUUUUCUACAAAAUUUUUUUGACGCUUAAUCGACGGCCAUUUUGAAAACGGCUCGAUUCAGGUCACGUGAUGUGAUACGUCACACGUGUGUAAAGCAGUGAAAAGUUGAAAGUAACAAAUUCGUCCCGGCUGUUCAGCUGCUGCAGAAAUUUACGAGCGGAAAAAAAAUAAGAUUUGUUCGAUUCUGAUAUAGGUCACCAUUUAGAGACUACGAAAUACGAGGUGAGAAAUAAAUUAACGAAGGUUGAAUAAUCGAAACGCGACGAAUCGAAUGUCUGUAUUCAGAGCCACGGAUAAUUUGCACGUUAUUUCAGAUAGCUGUAAAAAUAUAUAUUUUCCCACAAUUUUUCCUCUUAACCAUUAUCGAGGCCUAUACUUAAAGAAAUGUUUUUUAAUUCAGGCCGAAACAGUAUUUGUCUUUAGAUUUUGUCCGCUACGAGAAUCCUGCGCUCUACGACGUGGGCUGUAUAUCACUGUGACCUCAGGCCCAUCGGUUCAGAAGUGAGCGUGACUAAACGCAAAGUAUUGUCACGUAUUAUGGGAGGUCGUCAUCUGGUUUCGUGAACGAAACUCUUCUUCUACGGUCCGGAAAUGGUAACUUUUUGUUUAUUUCUUUCGAUGCUUUUCGCCUCUAGCUGAGAGUUUUUCAGGAAUGAUUACAACUAACAUUGAGCAGCAUAUAUAGCACAUUCGUCUGCCUAAGUUUAAUUAACUUCCAAUGGAAGUGUAUAAUAACAGAAACAUCCUGUAAACGGAUGUUACAAGAAUCGCCUUGUUAUGAGCGCCACACUCAAGCGUUGUUUCUCAUUUGCGACCGGAAACAUGAUGAAAUCAAUCCUGUCCGAAAGGUUACUCGUUUCAAAAAUAUACCAGUGUCAGCUGAGUGAACGGUAGAUUACUCACGCUCGUUUAUCGUAAAUAAAACAAGCCGGCAGCCUGAGAGAGAAAACCAUUAAAGCCAAGUUAUGGGACUACCUUGUACCCUCCGUUUAAAACGCAUUGCUUUGGUAAAAAAAAAAAAGAGGAACCGAGUCCGCGACAAACUCGUGCUACGGAAAUAACAAACGCGUAAUAUUUCUUAAAUUACGACCAGAACUAAAAAAAAAAAAAAAAAAAAAAAGAAAAAUUUUAUAUAUAUAUAUAUAUAUAUAUAUACAUAAGUUAUAAAAGUCUCAGAGAAUCGUUGCGUCCUCUUUAAUUCUUUAACUUAUAUAUACUUAGCUCUGCUACCACAGCAUUGAGCACUUUAUGCCAAGGUAGACUCUACCCCCACAUUCAUAUAUCUAUAUAAAUAUAUUCACGCUCAAGUUAUCCAAAACUGUACUACUCUACGCCGCGUUGACAUUUACAAUAAGGACGGAAAACAACAGGAUCUAAAACAAAGAAAACGAAAACCAGGGAGGCGCUGUGUAGUGAUGUUUUGUAACAAACAGACGGAGUCAGCCUUCACCAGUUUCCUCAAACCCUGGAUGCUGGACAAUAUAUUUGGCUUCUGCUUGCAACUGUCCACUGUAACAUCCCCCAAAUUUUUAUUUUUGACCACAUCCACUUCUUGGUAAAAGAUGUUUUCUUCCUCCUUCCACAUUGAUUGACAGUUUCCAUACUGACACCUUGUAAUGAAAAAAAAAAUCAGUAAAGUAGCAAUUUUUUCACGAUGUUGAAUAGAAGAAAUAGAGAGAACAACUUAUAUGAUUGCUUUCACCAAAAGGAACAGUUAUCAGCUUUACAACUGUCACAAACGUGAGAGAUAAUUCAAACUUUAGGCUACUUUACUUUAUUUACAAUUCUACAUGUACGAAUGCUAUUUUUUGCUGCAUCGUGUUUUAAAGUAAAAGCCCAGAAAUCUUGAAUCGUUCGUCAAAUUCAACACAGGAAAAAUUAAACUCGAUUCAAUCGCAUGUGAACGUGUGUAAUCCAUCCAAUUCACCCCCACAAGCGAGUAUGUUAAUAUUAAUAGUUAGUGAAACCUAAUAGCUUCGGAAGAUGCGUGCGUGUAGCAUAAAAACACUUCGCCCCCAUGGUAUUCAAGAGUCUGCACAUUUGGUUUUCUUUACUUGAUCGCUCCUACAUUUAAUAAGCGACUUAUUUUCAGGUACUUUAUUUAUAAUCGUAAAUGCACUCACCAUUCUCGCUUUCUUGAUUGAGGCGGCCGCGGCGCACAGGCUAUGCAUCCUCCUCUCACUUUGGCGCUCUAUUUUAGGUUACGUCCGUCCUGGCGGUUCAAAUUACCAGGGCCUGAUUUCACCAACAGAUUCAUAAACCCUUUCAUUAUGUUCGCCUUCCAUCGAAGCCUCAAAAUCCGAAUAAUCAGACCCCGAAAUAGACUGCUUUCACUCGAAGUACUGAUGCUAGGAUGGAGGUAAGGCUAUAUAGCCACCCCCAGUGAUCUCACACAUGUGGAAUCAUCUAAGCCAUGCCAGAGUGCUCAAACUAGAAAAACUAGUGAGCAUGCAUAAUGCUAGCAGCAAUGACUCAUCCUAGUAGAGUGCUCAAUUUGGACAUGAAAGCAAAGCUUUGUAUGCCAAAGAGCUAUAUAUAUAUAUAUAUAUAUGUUUUUUUUUUUUUUUCAAAUUCAGAUGCCAUGGAAUCCAGAUACAAAAUGGACAAGCUUCUUGUACACACCCUCAUUCAAAGCCAACAGGGAAAGCUGUUGUUACAACAAGAUUUUAAUUAAAAAGUCAAUUCUAUUUAACUGUAAUUAACCCCUUCACUCCCAAGAGUGCUAGGUCAAAAUCUGAGAAGAAAUCUUUGAAUUUCAAUGUCCAGAAUCAACAAAAACAAAGAGUAAAACAUGGAAGUGCUGCUUGACAGCUUACAUUUGAAUGUUCACACACAAGAGUUUUAUCCAAAUAAGUUACAACCACAUAAAAUCAAGUCAAAGCCUGUCUAUGGGAGGGGUUAAAUACCAUUUUUAUCAUCAUCCAACAUUAAAUGAUUCAUUUUAAGACUAUUUUUAGACAGAUAGUAUUUAUUGCAAUGAACAUAAUUAAAGAUAUUGUAUUUCAUGGAAAAGGAUCAACAGAUUUUAUUCACAAUUUGUGUCGAACCAAAUUUAAUGAUUGAUUAGGACUAUUUAAUAAGAAUAGCUGUAAUUGAAGAUUAAUUUGUAUGAAGUUAUCAAGAAAAGAAAAAGAAAUGAAACUCCAGUUGGAAUUUCUGGGAAUUUCUAGGAUUUUAGAACCAGAAUUGUUACAGUUGGGAAUUCCCAGUCCAAAUUAUUUGGACUGGGAAUUUCCAACUAUUACCUCUCAUUCCCACUAAUUCCCAACUAUUACCUCUUAUUCCUUGGAAUUCCUUGGAAAAAGUUCCUAGGAAUUCCAAAAUCCAAUUUUCAAGGGUUAAUUUGGACUGAGCUGUAGGAUUGCAAACUUAUAAUGAACCAAAAUUCAGCAUUGCCACAUGUAAUCAUGUCUAAAACACCAGCAGCUUAUUGCUAAAGCUUUAAAGUCGGGUUUUGAAAUGUAACUCGUGUUAUUUCUAUGAUAAGCUAGAACACAAUGAAUUGUGUGGCUUGUUAGCUGAUAUCACCUAGCUCUAAUAUCAAUAUUACUAUUGCAGUGAAAGAGGUAGGAAGUUCACUAGUGGCAACACAGCUGUAAACCAGCUCUAGGAAUGGUGUUGUUUCAGAACUAAGUUUCAUGAGGUUAGUUGAUGCUUUCACCCAAGAAUCAGUUGAACUGAGCGGUAGGAACACAAAAUUUUUCUGUCAAGAAUCAGUUGAAAUAAUUAAUACUAUGCAGCUGAGCACUAUAACUUUAAACGCCCAUGCACCAUACUCAUUCAUGCUUACAAAUGAAUUUGUACCCUUUCAGGCAGCAGACAGAAUUACUGAGGAAUAGCUCAUUGCAAUAGUUCCUGAAAUUGUCACUUCUGUGUGCCGUUAUAGGGAGUCAACAUUCAGAACUUUACCACCAGCUGGGCCAAUGGCCUGGAUAUGUGUGCCCUGUUGAAUUACUUCCUACCCGAGAAGAUUCCAUAUGAAACUCUGAAUCCUGAAGACAAAAAGGGGAAUUGGACGAUGGCCUUUAGAGUCGCAAAGUGAGUGAAGUUUUUAAGUCAAAAUGAAUAGUUUGUCUCUGUGUACUUUACCAGCUUAGGAUUCAUAGAGUCAUAUCCAGCUGAUGUUGUAAUAACCCAGAGGCCCACAAUGUGAAGCAAAGUGAGAUAGGGUGUUACUUUCACAUUUUGGUCAUUUAUCUUAACCCUGUACACCCUAUCAUUAGUAUGCAUUGUCUCCAUACUGUUCUCUAUACAUUUCUUAAGGUGCCAAACCUUAAGAAAUGUAUAAUGCUAACAAGGAGCAUUUGCCUAACAAUCGAGAGCCUCUUUAGUUGGUGAUCAUUUCCUUUAUUCUCAUGACCUUAGUGUGUGAUUCAGGAUUGAUAUUGUAAGGAGAAAUUAGAUGCUAGUCACUCUUAGGGGUUAAAGUUUGUACAGGGUGAUAAAAUAAUAGUACAGUAACUUUUAAACAUGAUUGUUAUCAUGAUGGGAAAUAAUCUCGCCUAAAAUCUACUCCACCAGACUUGGGAUAUAGAGGUCAAAUGUGAACACCUGGUGCCAGGUUGUUUUGAUAUUUGGCAACUAAAACACUUUGUUCUGACAGUGUCCUUCUGUGCAGGUGUGUAGAUGUUGCCUAUUCAGGGCAAGGCUUUCAAAUUUCAAGAUCUUGAGCCAGGUUGCUUUGAUAUUGGGCGACUAAAACACUUUGCUCUGACAGUGCCCCUCUGGGCAAGUUUGUAAACGUUGCCUAUUGGUAAAGCUUUAAUCUUACUCCAUAUGGGGUAACAUCUCCUCAGGGGAAUGUAGAAAUCUUGUUAGUGUAUAGGUUUAUCACCCUGGAGGGCUGGUUAUUUGAUAGUUUGUUAUCACUAAUCCAGGAUUUUAAGUUCUUAUUUUGAUUUCUCCUUCAUAAAAACAUAUUAGGGUAAACAUUUUAAGGGUUACUUCUUCAGUGCAAGGGAAACUAAAUAAAAUGAAGUAUUCAUAUUACAUUCUCUCUGCGUUAGCUCCAGCUAUUAUGAGCUACAUGGCUAGCAAGACUGAAAAUUUUUUCGUUUGCUCUUAUCAGUGAGGAGGGCAUUGAACCUUUGUUGGAGUUGGAAGACAUUAUGGCUGUUGAUGUCCCUGAACCCAAAAGUCUGAUCACUUAUCUCCAUUUUGUCUACCAACACUUUUCAGAGAAAAAACAACAGCAACCAAAAGCAUAGACAAGUUCCACUGAGGAUCAGGUUCUUGGUGCUGUGCUUUAAUCCUUCUUGAGCAUAUAAUAUAUUUUAAAUCAGGAUUAAUGAAUUCAUUUUUAGAGUUACAGGAGAGAGAGAGAGAGAGAGAGAGAGAGAGAGAGAGAGAGAGAGAGAGAGAGAGAGAGAGAGAGAGAGAGAGAGAAGAGAGAGAGAGAGAGAGAGAGAGAGAGGGAGAUCCAAUUCUGA
Pocillopora meandrina is the source of this 27462-nucleotide messenger RNA. Lineage: Eukaryota; Metazoa; Cnidaria; Anthozoa; Scleractinia; Pocilloporidae. The record is from the annotation of a GenBank genome assembly.